This is a messenger RNA of Phytomonas sp. EM1, 507 nucleotides long. Lineage: Eukaryota; Euglenozoa; Kinetoplastea; Trypanosomatida; Trypanosomatidae. The record is from the annotation of a GenBank genome assembly.
AUGCACGAUCCUACGCCUAACAAAUGCUUCUUGCAUCAGCAUCGGGUGCAGGUGGAAAGACUACCAACAGCAGUAGUAAACACUCCAUUUCUGAUGGAUUCCAGCUCAAGCAACGUAUUAUGUUUGCCAUCGGGAACUAAUGGGCUCUUGCUUUCGCAGGAUACGCUGACGCGGCUGAUAGAGCUAACCCAAGCACAACGCGAACGAAUUGCCGAAGAAGAGCGAAAACGAAAAGAUCGAUGGGAAGCGUUGUGUGUAAAGGAAGACCUUGUUAAGAAGCAUUUGAAUAACCUCCUUUCAGGGGUAAGAACUACCACGACUCAUCCACAGGAGUUGAAAGGGAAAAUCGCGAAAGAGGUAAGUACGGUAUCCAGCGGCCACGAUACUGUCUCGCAAACGUCGCUGAGGUUGAAUGAAGCUCCAUCUCUGAGGGAACACAGGAAAAGCAGUCAACGCAGUGAUUGGAGUAGUCGCAGUAGUAGUAGUUGUUGUAGCAGCGUCGGGUAG